AUGUUCUUGAUGAGCUCGUCAGUUGUGUUAUCCAACAACUUCAUUCUAUUUAAACACCACCACCACAACAACUCUCCCCUCUCCGUCUCGCCGCAUCAACAACCUUCAUCCACUCUUCACUUCUUUACACGGCGGCGGGAACUCAGUCGGAGGAGGUUUAUUACAAAAGCGGAAAGCCAUAACAGUAACAGUUCAAGGAAACGCAGCAGUUGGUGGUUCAAAUUUAUUUCCGAGGAGGACGGGAACUGGUUUGGUUUGAAGGACGAUGAUAUGAUGGAUGUCGAAGAGGAACAGGAGUUGUCGGAGGAGGAAAAGUUUGAGGCGUGGAAACAGCGAGCGGAGGCAAUUAUAGAUUUGAGGGAAGCUCAAGAAGAUAGGAGGAAUGAAGAGCAUAGGAAGUGGGAAGACUGGCUUUUGGAGGAAGAGAAGGAGGAUGUUGCAACUUCUUCUUGGGAGAAGGGAAUCAAGGAUUAUAGGGAGGAGAUUCGACUGGAUUCGCCUGAAGAAGGGCUUGUUAAGUCUGUUAGGUCUUUGAUUUUCGGAAAUGAACAGAAUGAUGAUGAUGAUGAUGAUGAUGAUGACAUGCUUUAUGAAGAUCGUGUUUUCCAGUAUGCUUCUUCAAAUUCGGCUAAAUUUUUGGCAGUGUUGAUUAUUAUACCUUGGGCAAUGGAUUUUCUGGUUCAUGACUAUGUACUAAUGCCUUUUUUAGACAGAUAUGUUAAGACUGUACCACUUGCUGCCCAAAUGCUUGAUGUGAGAAAAUAUCAAAAGCUUGAAAUAGUUGAGGGAUUAAAAACUGAGAAAGCACGAUUUAAGUUUGAGGUAGAGAUUGGUAAAUCUCCCCCUCUUUCUGAUGACGAGAUUUGGUGGGAAUUGAGGAAUAAAGCAUUAGAGUUGAGAGAUGAGUGGAGAUUGAAGAAUCGCAGAGCAUUUGCCAACAUAUGGUCAGAUACAGUUUUCGGGGUCUCUUUAUUUAUUCUUUUGUACUUCAAUAAGAGUAAAGUAGCCUUGCUCAAAUUUACUGGUUAUAAAAUUCUAAACAAUAUUUCUGAUACUGGGAAGGCGUUUCUAAUUAUACUUGUAACAGAUAUUUUUCUAGGGUAUCAUUCUGAAACUGGUUGGUACACUCUGAUAGAGAUGAUUGUUGAGCACUAUGGGCUUGAAGUAGAUAUGUCCGCUAUUACUAUAUUUGUUUGCUUGGUCCCAGUCACCGUUGAUGCAUGCGUCAAACUUUGGCUGUACAAAUUCCUUCCACGUUUAUCUCCGAAAGUAAUGAGUAUAUUUCAGGAAAUGCAGCGUCACUAG
Molecule: messenger RNA, 1305 nt
Organism: Vicia faba (fava bean)
Lineage: Eukaryota; Viridiplantae; Streptophyta; Magnoliopsida; Fabales; Fabaceae
Source: the annotation of a GenBank genome assembly